This is a messenger RNA of Aspergillus versicolor CBS 583.65, 903 nucleotides long. It is a transcript of the gene pre9, whose product is annotated as proteasome core particle subunit alpha 3. Lineage: Eukaryota; Fungi; Ascomycota; Eurotiomycetes; Eurotiales; Aspergillaceae. Gene Ontology annotation, cellular component: proteasome core complex; nucleus; proteasome core complex, alpha-subunit complex. The transcript is spliced from 4 exons. Bases 136 to 903 code for a protein of 255 amino acids. The record is from RefSeq and is a predicted model, not a curated record. Gene Ontology annotation, biological process: ubiquitin-dependent protein catabolic process.
GCAGCUUGUUCCGUCACAGCACCCACCCAUCUCCCUGCUUUCCACCACCCUCCUCUCUCGCAUCCGUCUGUUUUUCUCGCAAGUAAAGAAAUCACAUAACGCCGUUUAUUUCGCUGCCUCUGCAUUUGAUUCAAAAUGUCACGACGCUACGAUUCCAGGACCACCAUUUUCUCCCCUGAAGGUCGGCUCUAUCAGGUUGAGUACGCCCUUGAAGCCAUCUCACAUGCUGGUACCGCUUUGGGGAUCCUCGCAAAGGACGGCAUUGUUCUCGCUGCGGAGAAGAAGGUGACGAGCAAGCUGCUUGAGCAAGACACAUCUGCCGAGAAGCUUUAUACAUUGAACGAUAACAUGAUCUGUGCUGUUGCUGGUAUGACCGCCGAUGCGAACAUCCUCAUCAACUACGCCCGACAAGCCGCCCAACGCUACCUCAUUACCUACGGCGAGGAAAUUCCUUGCGAACAACUCGUCCGCCGUCUCUGCGAUUUGAAGCAAGGCUACACCCAGCACGGUGGUCUCCGUCCGUUCGGUGUAUCAUUCAUCUAUGCAGGCUACGACCCCCUCCGAGAGUUCCAGUUGUACCAGAGCAAUCCCAGUGGUAACUACGGUGGAUGGAAGGCGACCAGUGUUGGGGCGAACAAUGCGAGUGCCCAGAGUCUUCUUAAACAGGACUAUAAAGAGGAGUGCGACUUGAAGGAGGCAUGUGCCAUGGCCGUGAAGGUCCUGAGCAAGACCAUGGACUCGACAAAACUGAGCAGUGAAAAAAUCGAAUUCGCAACUGUCGGCAAGACGAAGGAAGGAAAGAUCUACCACCACCUAUGGAAUGCAGACGAGAUCAAUGCUUUGCUGAAGGAGCAUGGGCUAGCCAAGGUCGACGACGAGCCCGAAGCUGGCGACAUAAAAUAA